GGGAGAGAAACGGACUGUAGCCAAAGUGGCUAGCUAGCACAAAAAAAGAGGAAGAGAGAAAUGGGGCUGUCAUGAAACUUUAAGGAAUGUUUCUCUCAUCAAACGGGCAAAUACAGCUGAGGAAAAAACAGCCUCGGCUCUUCACGUGCAUGAGAUGAUGACAGACCACGAGCAGUGGGUGUUUAUGUAGUUAAGUAGCUCUUGUUCGUGCGAGGGAGCUGUUACUGGAUUAGCUUAGCAGCUAGCAGUCUAUUAUUAGCACGGUAAUGCUAAAUGCAACCCUCGUCGUCAGACACGUUCGACCCAGAUCCAUCUUUCUGAAGCAGGAAAGGGGGAUUAAACUCUAUUUAAAGUGAUGAUGAAGGCUUUGGCGUUCACAUGAUUGACAUUUCCCAGUCACAUGGCCAGACUCAGUUAGCAUCCUUUGGUCAGCAGAUAGGACCGUCCCAUGCCCUCACCUGACUGGGUGUACAAGGAUGAAGAAGAUCAGUCUGAAGACGAUCAGAAAGUCACUUAACAUAAAGGACAAAGAAGAUGGGGAUUUCGUCAUGCUCCAGCAGCCAUCAUUAGCGGCCGAGUUCACCAAGGAUGACUCUCUCUUCGGAGGCUGUUACACCAAAGGGCUGGUAGGUUGCGAUCUUAAUGGGGAGGAUGAGAAGGGUCAUAAGAACCGAUCGAAGAGCGAAAGUCUUAUGGGCACUCUAAAGAGGAGACUGUCUACCAAACAGAAAGCGAAAGUCAAAGGAGGCUCCACCACGGUGGGCUCUGGAGAUGAUGACGACACCUUCUCUUCCUCGUCGGUCCCGAUAAGCUUUAAUGAAGUCAAAGCCCAGCGGCCCUUAAGAUCCUCGUCCCUCCGAAGCCAUCAUUACAGCCCUUCUCCGUGGCCUUUCCGGCCAGUCGUCUCUGAAGAGGCUUGCAUCAAGAUGGAGGUGAAAGUCAAAGCUAUGGUCCACUCCCCCAAUCCCAGUCCCUCCCUCAAUGGCAUCAGAAAGGAGUUCCAUGACAUCCAAUUAGAAGGUUUGUUCCAGGAUCAGAGCGAGUCUCUGAAGGACAUGGAUACUCAGAGUGGCAACUUGCAUUUGAACAUUGAGGAUCACGUGCCUAUUGGACUCACACCUCAGGACUACAUCCAGUACACAAUGCCUUUAGAUGAGGGAAUGUACCCAGAUUCGUCCCAGUCCUUCUGCUUGGAUGGUCCCUCGCCAAUGGAAGUGGUCGAUCAGGUCGAAUCUAGCUCGUCGCACGUGGAUCAGGGCCCGAAUGACCAUGAUCUCAUGCCAUCGGACAUUCUCAUGGAGCAGGCGGUGAACGGACACCAUCCUGGUACUCCGGCGAUGGUCCUUUCCAACUCCAGAGCCGACACACCUUUAUUUUCUCCCUCCCUGUCACCUCUUUCCAACAACAAUAUUCCAAUGACCCUCUCCGGGUUCAGUGGUGCAGACUCUCAUGUUGUCGAGAGAGUGAGGCACCACCUGAACUUUGACCCCAAUUCCGCUCCCGGUGUUAGCAGGGUGUACGAUUCUUUCCAAAGCAGCGGACCCAUGGUUGUAACAAGCCUUACGGAGGAACUUAAAAAGCUGGCCAAGCAGGGUUGGUACUGGGGACCUAUAACUCGAUGGGAGGCUGAGGAGAAGCUUAUCAACCUUCCAGGCGGCUCUUUUUUGGUGAGGGACAGUUCAGACGAUCGCUAUCUCCUCAGCCUGAGCUUUCGGUCACAGGGAAAGACGCUUCACACCAGGAUCGAACAUUCGAAUGGCAGAUUCAGCUUUUACGAGCAGCCAGACAUAGAAGGUCACACUUCCAUCGUAGAUCUCAUCGAGCACUCUAUAAAAGACUCUGAAAACGGCGCGUUCUGUUACUCCAGAUCCCGUCUGCCGGGGUCUGCCACGUACCCCGUUCGCUUGAUCAAUUCCGUCUCUCGGUUCAUGCAAGUACGUUCCCUGCAAUAUCUUUGCCGCUUUGUCAUCCGACAGUACACGCGGAUAGAUUUGAUUCAGAAACUGCCUUUACCAAACAAAAUGAAAGAUUAUUUGCAGGAGAAGCACUACUGAAUGGACUUUAGUGGGAUA
Molecule: messenger RNA, 2072 nt
Organism: Sinocyclocheilus rhinocerous
Lineage: Eukaryota; Metazoa; Chordata; Actinopteri; Cypriniformes; Cyprinidae
Gene: socs6a
Product: suppressor of cytokine signaling 6a
Exons: 2
Coding region: 477-2054 (525 amino acids)
Biological process (GO): protein ubiquitination; phosphatidylinositol phosphate biosynthetic process; regulation of growth
Cellular component (GO): phosphatidylinositol 3-kinase complex
Molecular function (GO): 1-phosphatidylinositol-3-kinase regulator activity
Source: RefSeq, a predicted model, not a curated record